ACCCUCAACCAGCUGGGCGCGCAGCAAUUCUGCGCCCUGACCGACGUGCUCUUCCGCUUCCUCACGGAGCCCAAGGAGGUGGAGAGGUUCCUGGCCCAACUCUCGGACUUCGCYAGCACGAACAAGAUCAGCCUGGGCGCCCUGAAGAGCAUCGUCAAGAGCGUCCUCCUGGUGCCCAGCGGUGCCCUGAAGAGGAAUCUGUCUUCUGAGCAAGUCCGGGCGGAUUUUAUUGCUCUAGGACUCAGUGAAGAGAAAGCCAGUUAUUUUGCAGAACAGUGGAAGCUGAAUUCCCCUGCUCUGACCCGGCUGGCUGUUGGUCAGACGCUGAUGAUUAACCAGCUGGUAGAUAUGGAGUGGAAGUUUGGAGUGACYGCCGGCAGCAGUGAACUGGAGAAAGUGGGAAGUAUCUUCCUGCAGCUGAAGCUGGUGAUCAAAAAAGGAGGCCAAAUGGAAAACGUAUACAUGGAGUUAACUCUGCCCCAGUUCUACAGCUUUCUGCAUGAGAUGGAACGGGUCAAAACCAGCCUGGAAAGCUUCAGCUGAGGCUGCAGCGGCCUCGACAGACGAGUCUCCGGGAGGCUUGAUGUCUCCUGUGGGCCUGCAGAUCUGCUCUUUCCUGGCUGGCUCCAAAGCUUGAUAAGAAAAGGCAAUCCUGUGCAGCAGCCGUGGUGCGCAGAGCCAGRAGGACACGCUCGUUGCUUAGAACCUGAAACUUCUGCCACCCUUUCGAGGCAGCUACGAGAGCAAGUCCAUUCCCCCCUUCUUUUUAUGCUCUUAGGAGAAACUGUUGUCA
Molecule: messenger RNA, 793 nt
Organism: Nothoprocta perdicaria
Lineage: Eukaryota; Metazoa; Chordata; Aves; Tinamiformes; Tinamidae
Gene: COMMD7
Product: COMM domain containing 7
Exons: 9
Biological process (GO): tumor necrosis factor-mediated signaling pathway; negative regulation of DNA-templated transcription
Molecular function (GO): NF-kappaB binding
Source: RefSeq, a predicted model, not a curated record